This is a messenger RNA of Penicillium macrosclerotiorum, 450 nucleotides long. RefSeq names its product polysaccharide biosynthesis domain-containing protein. Gene Ontology annotation, cellular component: cytoplasm. Bases 1 to 450 code for a protein of 149 amino acids. The transcript is spliced from 5 exons. NCBI's taxonomy places the organism in Eukaryota, Fungi, Ascomycota, Eurotiomycetes, Eurotiales, Aspergillaceae. The record is from RefSeq and is a predicted model, not a curated record.
AUGUCCAAGCCCUUCGACCCCGAGCAGGCUGAGAACCUGGAGGAUAUGGAGAAGCAAUUUGCUGUCAAGACUGUUGAACACCUGAUGACGUACUGGGCGAUCCUCGAGAAGGUGAAAGGCUCUCAGCUGCGCCUCACCAAGAUGGAUGACGAGAUCUACGAUUCAUUCAAGGAGGCUUUCCCCGAUUUUGACCCUGCUGGCACCCUCGAUGAGGAGCAGAUGAAGAGCAAGGCUGGCAAGGAGCAGUGGCGCACCUGGAUUUUGAAGUUCGAGAAAAAGAUCGAGGAUUACAACUUUGGUACCAUGAUCCGUGCUCGUGCGGAUAGCGAGUAUGAGCAGCAUAACACCAUUUUCGGUGUGCGGAUGCAGUUCUACGCGGUCGAGAUUGCCCGUAACCGUGCUGGAUUGAACGACUGGAUUUAUGAAAAGGCCCAGAAGACCAGCUCAUGA